CUUCGUUUGGCUAUACUACAGUUACAGUUCAGCUUUGAUCACUACUCUGAUCUAUCAGUCUUCUAUGAUAAGAGGCGUCAAGCGCGGGAAAACAUAUCAAAAAUAUACAGCGAACAAUGUCGAGUCCUGCGAGAGUGUCAGGCACUGAUAGCCCUGGAAAAACUCCUAGAAGACAAGUCCAGGGUACUAGAUCUCCUUCUACGUUUGGUACACCUCGUAAUGCAACCCAUAGUGGAGGUGAUAAUAAUGUAGAAACUCCAUUGAGAUGGGGUACCACUGGUGUGCGACAGAAUAUUUUAGAAUCUGGCAAUCAAACUGCCACGAUUGUUGCUUCUUCUGAACAUGAGAGUGCCGUCGAUUCUGCUGAUCAUUUCACAGACCACUCUGGACCAAUUAACGGUUCAGAAAGUGGUCUGCAGUUGUCUUCACCAAUUAAUUAUGGUACGCCAAGUUCAUUGGGAUCAAUUCGUACUCCAAGAAGUGGAAUUAGAGGCACCCCAGCUAGGCAUAGGCCUGACAUUAAUACAGAUAGACGUUUACGUCAAUUUACAUUGCAAGAACCAGUUCCAGAAGCACCAAACGGUACAUCAGAAAGUGAUACGGCAGGCCCACAUCUAGUUGUUUGGGGAACAAAUGUAGUAAUAAAUCAGUGUAAAGAGCAAUUCAAAUUAUUUUUUCAACAAUUUAUUAAUCCAGAUGCAGAGAAUGAUGAAUUGCCAGAAAAUAUGAAUCUAUCAGAACCUUUGUAUCUUCAAAAAUUAGAAGAGAUACACACCUUGGAAGAGCCAUAUUUAAAUGUCAAUUGUGCUCAUAUAAAAACAUUUGACGAAGUUCUUUAUCAACAAUUGGUUUCGUAUCCUCAAGAAGUAAUUCCAACAUUGGAUAUGGCAGCAAAUGAAUUAUUUUUUGAAAAAUUUCCUGCAGCAGUUCUGGAGCAUCAAAUUCAAGUGCGACCAUUUAAUGUGGCUAAGAUUAAAACUAUGAGGCAAUUAAAUCCUUCUGAUGUAGAUCAAUUAAUUACAAUACCAGGAAUGGUAAUUAGAGUAUCUCGGUUAAUUCCACAAAUGCGCGAGGCUUAUUUCAAAUGUAGCGUCUGUGCUUUUACGACUCUUGUAGAAAUUGAAAAAGGGAAAACAAAAGAACCUACAGUGUGUGCACAUUGCACUCAUAAAUAUUCUUUCACUUUAGUACAUAAUUUGAGUCAUUUCUCUGAUAAACAAAUGAUUAAGUUGCAAGAAGCUCCAGACGAGAUGCCACAAGGACAGACUCCACAUACUAUUGUUUUAUUUGCACAUAAUAAUUUAGUAGAUGCAGUGAUGCCUGGAGAUAGGGUUUCUGUAACUGGAAUUUAUAGAGCAGCAACGCAUAAACCUAAUUUUGAUCAUAAUUUACAAGCUAUUUAUAAAACUUAUAUUGAUGUAGUUCAUUUUAGAAAACAUGACUCUAAACGUUUAUAUGAUCAAGAAGAUGGAAAAGAACAUAACUUUACACCAGAAAGAAUAGAAAUGUUAAAAUCGUUGUCACAAAAGGGUGAUAUUUAUGAACGAUUAGCAAGACAUAUUGCUCCUAGUAUAUAUGCAAAUAAUGAUGUAAAAAAGGGAAUUAUAUUACAAUUAUUUGGAGGGACUAGGAAAACUUCUACCGUAUAUGGCAAACAUUUUCGACCUGAUAUUAAUAUAUUACUCUGUGGUGAUCCUGGUACAAGCAAGUCACAACUAUUGCAAUAUAUUUACAAUUUGGUACCACGAUCUCAAUAUACAAGUGGAAAAGGUUCUAGUGCGGUUGGAUUAACAGCUUAUGUAACAAAAGAUCCAGAAACUGGACAAUUGAUAUUGCAAACAGGAGCUUUAGGACUUGCAGAUAAUGGAAUAUGUUGUAUUGAUGAAUUUGAUAAAAUGAAUGAAAAUGCAAGAUCGGUAUUACAUGAAGUAAUGGAACAACAAACCUUGAGUAUUGCUAAAGCUGGAAUUAUUUGUCAAUUAAAUGCUAGAACUAGUAUACUUGCAGCUGCUAAUCCAUGCGAAUCUCAGUGGAAUAAGAAUAAAACUGUGGUUGAAAAUGUGAAAUUACCACAUACACUUCUUUCUCGAUUUGAUUUAAUUUUCUUAAUAUUAGAUCCACAAGACGAAACAUAUGAUAGUAAACUUGCAACUCAUAUGGUAUCUUUAUAUUAUAAAACAAUAGAAGAAGAUGAAGAUGAGCUAAUAAACAUGAGUAUUGUUCGCGAUUAUAUAGUGUUUGCAAAAGAACAUGUUCAUCCUGUCCUCAAUGAAGAAAGUCAGCAAAGAUUGAUACAAGCUUAUGUUGAUAUGAGAAGAGUUGGAAGAGGGCGUGGACAAAUAACAGCGUAUCCUAGGCAAUUAGAAUCAUUGAUACGUUUAUCCGAAGCUCAUGCCAAAGUACGAUUGAGUUCUGUUGUGGAGUUGCAAGAUGUUGAAGAAGCAUGGAGGUUGCACAGAGAAGCUUUGAAACAAUCAGCAAUUGAUCCAUUAAGUGGAAAAAUAGACGUAACUAUUCUGACUACAGGUAUAUCUGCAGGGGCUAGAAAAAGAAGGAAGGAAUUGUGCGAGGCAAUUCAAAAACUUAUUGAAAGCAAGGAUAAAGUUCAUAUGCUUAAUCAACAAAAAAUUUUUGCUGAAAUAAAACAAUCCUCUGAAUUGCUUGUUACCCGAGAUAUGUUUGAAGAUGCUUUAAGAGAAUUACAAAGUAAUGGAUUAAUAACAAUAAUUGGAAGAAAUAGCAUUCGUAUUUCUUAACUUAUUUUAUAUAUUUCAUUAUUUUUUAACUAGACUUGGAUACGGACAAAUUAUAAAUACAAAGAAUUUGAUCAGUCAAGUCCCCUUUUUAUACAUUUUACAAACUUAUAUUAAAUAU
Molecule: messenger RNA, 2874 nt
Organism: Frieseomelitta varia
Lineage: Eukaryota; Metazoa; Arthropoda; Insecta; Hymenoptera; Apidae
Gene: dpa
Product: DNA replication licensing factor MCM4
Exons: 8
Coding region: 117-2756 (879 amino acids)
Biological process (GO): DNA strand elongation involved in DNA replication; DNA replication; mitotic DNA replication initiation
Cellular component (GO): nucleus; MCM complex
Molecular function (GO): ATP hydrolysis activity; single-stranded DNA binding; ATP binding
Source: RefSeq, a predicted model, not a curated record